AUUUUCACACAGUCAGCGUUCAAAUGAGGCUGAAAUUGAGGUUCUUCAUUUUCGUCUGCCUGGUCAUGGCAAAUAACGAGGGAAAGGAUACAUCUGACGGCGAGCAGAAUGGAGAAGACGUGGAGGUCGAAGGGGAAAGUAGUUCUGAUAACGAGCAGACUGAAGAUCAGAGUGGAAACCCCGCAAAGAUUACAUACGAUGAUGUGGCCGAAAGAGAUUUCGGUAGAAACCAAGUAACAAUUGCCGACGAUGCGCAGACUGGUGAAGAUGAAGAUGAAAACAAAGAGCGGAUUCGGGCCUUCUUUAACGAUGAAGGUGAUGAAGAUUCAGAAACGUCACCGGAAGAUGAUAUGAGUAAGAGCAAGAACGAAACGGGUUCAGGAAUAUCAGCCUUUACGCCGGACGAAGAAAAGCGCUGCCUCUUCGUUGUAGAUCUUCUGAACUUUGACGCUUCAAACUACACAAAAGAAAUAGAUUUCAUUGCCAAGAUCGUCAAGAAUACCCUUGACAAUGAAGUGUUGGGAGAAAUCUGGGCGUAUGGUUAUACCAAUGCUUCUGAACCGAAGGAACAACUGAAGAGUAUGAAAGGAAACAGGACAGAGCUGAUAAACUAUUUUGAGAACACCAUGAGCUAUGCAAAUAUCACGCCAAUUUACACCAACGAA
Molecule: messenger RNA, 665 nt
Organism: Cylicocyclus nassatus
Lineage: Eukaryota; Metazoa; Nematoda; Chromadorea; Rhabditida; Strongylidae
Source: the annotation of a GenBank genome assembly